Molecule: messenger RNA, 750 nt
Organism: Schistocerca cancellata (South American locust)
Lineage: Eukaryota; Metazoa; Arthropoda; Insecta; Orthoptera; Acrididae
Product: circumsporozoite protein-like
Exons: 1
Coding region: 1-750 (249 amino acids)
Source: RefSeq, a predicted model, not a curated record
AUGCGGCGGCGGCGACGCGGCGGCGGCGACGCGGCGGCGGCGACGCGGCGGCGGCGACGCGGCGGCGGCGACGCGGCGGCGGCGACGCGGCGGCGGCGACGCGGCGGCGGCGACGCGGCGGCGGCGACGCGGCGGCGGCGACGCGGCGGCGGCGACGCGGCGGCGGCGACGCGGCGGCGGCGACGCGGCGGCGGCGACGCGGCGGCGGCGACGCGGCGGCGGCGACGCGGCGGCGGCGACGCGGCGGCGGCGACGCGGCGGCGGCGACGCGGCGGCGGCGACGCGGCGGCGGCGACGCGGCGGCGGCGACGCGGCGGCGGCGACGCGGCGGCGGCGACGCGGCGGCGGCGACGCGGCGGCGGCGACGCGGCGGCGGCGACGCGGCGGCGGCGACGCGGCGGCGGCGACGCGGCGGCGGCGACGCGGCGGCGGCGACGCGGCGGCGGCGACGCGGCGGCGGCGACGCGGCGGCGGCGACGCGGCGGCGGCGACGCGGCGGCGGCGACGCGGCGGCGGCGACGCGGCGGCGGCGACGCGGCGGCGGCGACGCGGCGGCGGCGGCGACGCGGCGGCGGCGGCGACGCGGCGGCGGCGGCGACGCGGCGGCGGCGGCGACGCGGCGGCGGCGGCGACGCGGCGGCGGCGACGCGGCGGCGGCGACGCGGCGGCGGCGACGCGGCGGCGGCGACGCGGCGGCGGCGACGCGGCGGCGGCGACGCGGCGGCGGCGGUGACGCGGCGGCGGCGGUGA